Molecule: messenger RNA, 1539 nt
Organism: Podospora pseudopauciseta
Lineage: Eukaryota; Fungi; Ascomycota; Sordariomycetes; Sordariales; Podosporaceae
Exons: 2
Coding region: 1-1539 (512 amino acids)
Molecular function (GO): LPPG:FO 2-phospho-L-lactate transferase activity
Source: RefSeq, a predicted model, not a curated record
AUGGCUUCUAAGGCGAGCUCGAAUUUGCCGUCGCCUCCUGGGGAGACUGCCAAUGGCGGCAACAGGAGGUUGGGGAUCACUGUGUUUUCGGGAGGCACAGCAGCCAACAACCUAGUCGACCUCUUCAACAGAAUCGCCCGCCCAUCAUCCUCUUCCGGCACCCAGACCCCCACCUCCUCAUCCGCCAGUAAGACUGGCUCCUCUGACGAAGUCAGCCGACAACGCCAGCUAAACUACAUCAUCCCCAUCUCCGACAACGGCGGCUCAUCCUCCGAACUCAUCCGUUUUGUGGGAGGCCCCUCCGUAGGCGACAUCCGCUCCCGCCUCGUCCGUCUCAUCCCCACCACCCCCUCAAACCUCACCUCCUCCUCCAAAGAAACCUCCUCCCUCCGCAACCUGUUUGAACACCGCCUCUCGCCCGACCCCAUCGCCGCGCGGGGUCAAUGGGCCGAUAUCGUCGAGAGCCGCUCCCUACUAUGGGCUUACAUCCCCAACGAGAAAAAGGAGCUCAUCCGUUCCGUGUUGAAUAUCCUGAAUGCAGAAAUCGUCAAGCGGGCAAGACCGCCGAAUGUGUUCAACUUUGCCGGGGCGUCGGUGGGGAACAUGUUCCUCACGGGAGCGAGGCUCUUGACGGGGAGUUUUGAGGCGGGGAUUUACCUGCUGAGGAUGAUAUGUGAGAUUGGGGGGUGGGUGAGGGUGCUGCCGGCGGUGAACUCGAAUCAUACGCAUCAUAUCAGUGCUGGGUGGGUUAACGGGGAGAUGGGGGAGAGGGGGGUGUUGACCGGGCAGGUGGCUAUUAGUCACCCUAGUGAGCCGACUAGCAUUCCUGAUGAGGGGUUGCCGCCGCAUCAUAUGGGAGGAGGGGGGAUGGGGAGGUUGUUGGAGGUUGAUGAUGAUGAGGGGAAUAUGCCGGGCAGUUUGCCUGUUUUGCGGAGGCAGAAUUUGAAGUUUAGCAAAGAAGAGGAGGAGGAUUUACCGGGGGGACAGGGGACGAGGAUCGAGAGGGUUUGGUAUAUCAAUUUGUAUGGGCAUGAGAUUAUGCCAAAGGCUAACCCGGAGGUGGUGAGGGAGCUGAGGGAGGGGACCGAGGUGGUGGUGUAUAGUGUGGGGAGUUUGUACACGAGCAUUGUGCCGAGUUUGAUAUUGAGGGAGGUGGGGGAGGCGAUUGAGAAGGUUGGGGGGAUUAGGAAGAAGGUGUUGAUUUUGAAUAGCAAGUUGGACAGGGAGACGAGGGGGAUGGAUGCGAGUGGGUUUAUCAAGGCGAUUUGGAGGGCUUGUGUGGAGAGUCGGAGGCCGGAGGAUGUGGAAUUGUUGGAGUGGAGGAGGGUGGUGACGCAUUUGGUGUUUAUUGAUCCGGAGAUGGUGGAGGAGAGGGAGAUGAGGAAGCAUAUGCCACAGGUUGAUGUGGAAUUUCUGGAAAAGCUGGGGAUUCACUGUGCUCCGGUUCAGGGGAGGGCAGUGGGAGAGGGUAAGGCGAGGAUGAUGAGGUAUGAUGAGGAGGAGUUGAGAGAGACGUUGGAGAGGAUUAUCGAUAUGUGA